This is a messenger RNA of Prorocentrum cordatum, 624 nucleotides long. NCBI's taxonomy places the organism in Eukaryota, Dinophyceae, Prorocentrales, Prorocentraceae. The record is from the annotation of a GenBank genome assembly.
AGCGCCGAGAGCCCGCCGGUGCCGCGAGAGCCUGCCCAAACGGGCGGCGCGCCGGACGUCGGAGAGAGCCCCGCCUAGGGUCAACGAAAGGGGGGGAUAGGCCCUCCGCUUCCCUCUCUCUUGCCGCCCCCUAUCGUUGCCCCUCACCCGCGCACCUGCGGCGAAGCCUGCCGCGGCGCGGCGCGCGAUCGGGCGAUGCCCCCGAAGAAGAAGGUCGAUUCGGAGAGGGACGUGAAGAAGUUCAUCGCGGAGGAGGACCGCCUACGAGCAGCCAAGUCCCACGACCGCGGCUUGGCCAACAUUAGCCGCGUCACCGAGUGGCACGAGGGCAAGCAGAAGGGUGACUUCGCUGAGGAUGCGAAGAGGUCCAAGUCGUUCAUUCGCGAGGAGCCCGGGAAGAGGAAGAGAAGGAGGAAGACGUCGAAUGUGACACGCUUGCUGCAGGAGGAUGAGGAGGACAAGUGCUGCAUUUUCAGAGGUGGGCGCGCGGGCGUGCAGAGCAAGGCUUGCGGUUCGCCGUGAUCUGAGGUACCCACCUUGGCCCGUAUUCCCAGCGCUCGGCGGCGAGCCAACACACUAACUCUAUGUGUGCGUCGUCCUCCCAGGAGCGACGCGCCCGCCGAG